AUGCAAAAUAAUAUAGGUCAUGCUCAUAUAUUCGAUUCUUACGAAGAAUAUAUAAAAAAACAAAUUACUCCCACUGAUUUAUUUUAUAUUGAAGAUGAAGAGUUGCUAUUUGAAAUAUUUACAUUAGGUUUAAAAAGUAGGGGAAUAUUAAGCAAAGAGGAUUUCAAUAGCACGUAUAAAAAAAAAAAAAAAAAUGAAAAAAUAUCAAUGAAAGAAGAAAAUAAAGAAUGCAUAACAUACGAUAUUAAUAUAUUGUAUAAUGGCACAAAAGAUUUUUUUUAUAUAAUAAAUUAUCAUAUACAUUUUUGUAAAGAAAAUAAAAUUGCUACAAUUUUAUUUAUUCGUUAUCUUAAUAAAAGUAAAUCUGAAAUUAGUUCUUACAUUGAUAUUAAUAACAACAAAGUUAUAGAAAAAAUAAAAAAAAAAAAAUAUAUAUAUGCAAGUAAAAGAGAUUUAUCGUAUUAUAACUGGAAAAACAAUUAUAUUUCUACAAAUAAUAAUGAAAAUUAUGAAAUUAUAAUAAAUAAAAAAAUUGGAUUAAUUUUUAAACAUAGAAAUUCCAAAAAAUAUUUUAUGUUAAAUUCGAAUAAACAAUUAAAAAUAAAUUUAUGUGAUAACAUAUAUAAAGAUAAUAUAAAAAUAAAUUUUGAUGAAAAUGAAAAAAUAAUAAAAUUAUGUGGAAAUAUUAAAAAAAUUGAAUUAGAAGAUCCCAAUUAUUUGCAGUGUUUACUCUACACACUUCCUUUAUAG
Messenger RNA from Plasmodium relictum, 750 nucleotides. RefSeq names its product conserved Plasmodium protein, unknown function. The coding region runs from base 1 to 750 and encodes 249 amino acids. Lineage: Eukaryota; Apicomplexa; Aconoidasida; Haemosporida; Plasmodiidae. The transcript has 2 exons. The record is from RefSeq and is a predicted model, not a curated record.